Cyphomyrmex costatus is the source of this 3707-nucleotide messenger RNA. RefSeq names its product phosphatidylinositol 3-kinase 92E (gene Pi3K92E). The coding region runs from base 1 to 3243 and encodes 1080 amino acids. Gene Ontology annotation, biological process: phosphatidylinositol 3-kinase/protein kinase B signal transduction; phosphatidylinositol-3-phosphate biosynthetic process; cell migration. The record is from RefSeq and is a predicted model, not a curated record. NCBI's taxonomy places the organism in Eukaryota, Metazoa, Arthropoda, Insecta, Hymenoptera, Formicidae. Gene Ontology annotation, cellular component: plasma membrane; cytoplasm; phosphatidylinositol 3-kinase complex. The transcript is spliced from 10 exons. Gene Ontology annotation, molecular function: 1-phosphatidylinositol-3-kinase activity; 1-phosphatidylinositol-4-phosphate 3-kinase activity.
AUGGUACACGGCAAUAUACCGAGCGUAUAUAAAUAUAACUUUUGGGCGGAGAGGCCCGGGGACGCGCACGAGCCCUCAGUGGUUGAACUCACGUGCCUGAUGCCAAACGGUGUUGUCAUACCGUUUGAGAUCAAUCGCAAUAUUACCUUAGAUCAGAUCAAGGAGGAUCUGUGGGAUGAGGCUAGUAAAUAUCCUCUUCAUGGAACAUUGAAAGACGCGCCGUCAUAUGUAUUUUCGUGUAUUAAUUCGAACGCAGAGAUAGAAGAAUUGCGGGAUGAAACGAGACGUCUCUGUGAUAUAAAACCUUUUUGUUCGGUAUUAAAAGUUAUAGAACGGGAAGGUAUAAAAAGUGAUAGGAAUUUAGAUUCGCAAAUUGGUGUCCUAAUCGGUAAGGGAUUGCACGAGUUCACUGCCCUGAAGAAUUCUGAGGUCAACGACUUCAGAUGGAAGAUGCGGCUCCUGGGAGACGAUGUAGCGUUAAGUAGACAGAAAAGAUGCUGGACGGAAAAAGUGCAUUAUCAGUUUCCUUCUAGGAUAGCGCCGACGUCUACCGUACCUAAAAAUAUUGAGAGCCGUUUAAAGGACGGCAAUAUCGUCUUAUUUACUAAAUUCGAAAAGUCAGAGGUUACAUUUACCUUUCAAAUAGUACAUACUACUACACCUCCUGAACUGAUCGAGGCAAUCCUGAACAAAAGGGCAAAUAUUCUUAAAACUCGCGGCGAACAACCAAACGAUUUUACGUUAAAGGUUUGCGGACAGGAAGAGUAUUUAAUCGGCGAUAAUAUUCCGCUUAUACAAUUUGGUUAUAUUCAAGAUUGUCUAGCGAAAGACGUCAUGCCUACGCUGGUUAUGCUCAGCAGACAGAGUGUACCUGUGGACCAAGAUAGCGCCUUCGACAAUCUGGACGUGGAUACGUUGCAACGUACGAAACCAUCGUCCUCUACAUUAACGUUACGUAAAAAGGGCAAGCAUAUCUCAGCGUGGAAAAUCGAAGAACCUUUUGUUUUCACCGUGAAUGGAAUUUCUCGCCUUAACUGUGAUGCCGCGCAUCGUACUGUAGAGAUUGGACUGCAAGCUGGCCUUUUUCACGGUGGAAAAUCCCUCUGCGAAAGUCAGAAAACCAAAGAAAUUAUUGUAAGUGCCGACGGUAGCUGCGAAUGGGAAGAAACUCUUAAAUUCGACAUUAAAGUCAGGGAUAUACCGAGAAUGGCACGGCUGUGCUUUGUAUUAUAUGAAAUCAGUAAAACUGCGAAGGGUUUAAAGAGCAGGAGACUGAUUAGGGAUUCGAAGCAGGAAUUUUUCAUAAAUCCUUUAUGUUGGGCGAAUACGACGAUAUACGACUUUAAGUCACAAUUAAAAACGGGUGCUAUGACAUUAUAUACAUGGACAUACGCGGAGGAUAUACAAAAUGAUGAUUUGCUUCAUCCCCUUGGAACAGUAGUUUCCAAUCCACAUAUAGAUAGAGGAGCUGCUCUCAUGUUAACAUUUCCAAAUUAUGGAAAGGAUCAAUGUGUCUUAUAUCCUACUCCGGAAAAAAUGGUGGAAUAUGCCCAAACAUUGCGAGAACAAUCUAAUGAGCGCUUAGUUAAAGAUGAAUUAAAUCAGGAGUCCGAUGUUGGUAGUCAACAGUUAGAACAAUUGAGAUUACUAGCCGACAGGGAUCCGCUACACGAAUUACAUGAACAAGAGAAAAAGACAAUGUGGACGUUGAGGCAUCAUUGUCUUCGUGAAAUCCCAACGCUUUUGGCUAAACUGUUACAAUGCGUUGAAUGGAACGAUCAUAGAGAAGUUGCGGAAGCCACAGCGCUUAUACAACAAUGGCCAAAACUGCCAGUAGAGAAAGCGUUGGAGUUGUUAGACUAUGCUUACGCUGAUCAAAACGUUAGAAAUUUCGCUGUUCGCUGUUUGAGAGACGUAACAGACGACGAUCUCAGUCUCUACCUGUUGCAACUGGCUCAAGUCUUAAAACAUGAGAAUUAUUUGGCAUGUCCUUUGACAGAGUUUCUUUUAAAACGGGCACUUAAUAAUCAGAGGAUAGGACACUUUUUAUUUUGGCAUCUCAGGUCAGAAAUGCAGGUUGGCGCAGUAUCCGUUCGUUUCGGUCUCAUAUUGGAAGCAUAUUGCAGAGGAAGCCAACAGCACAUGUUAUCGUUAUUUAAACAGAUGAAGUGCUUGGAGAAACUGAAGAGUGUUUCGCAGCAAGUGAAGCUGAAGAAGGAUCGUAAGGCGGCUCUUCAGGGUUUUCAGGACAUCAUCCUGGAACCGCACUGCCAGGAAGCGAUAUCCGAUGUCCUUAAUCCCCUUGAUCCAAGUUUCAGAUGGAAUCGCAUCAAAAUCGAAAAAUGCCGAGUAAUGGACAGCAAAAUGCGUCCACUCUGGUUAGUUUUCGAGAAUAGUGAUCCUUUUGGCGAUGAUAUUUACUUAAUUCUCAAACACGGAGAUGACUUGAGACAAGACAUGUUGACACUCCAGAUGCUACGCAUUAUGGACAAGCUCUGGAAGAAGGAGGGCUUGGAUUUACGUAUGAAUCCAUAUGGUUGCAUAUCUACGGAGAAUAGAGUCGGGAUGAUAGAGGUAGUCCUAAAUGCGGAGACAAUCGCGAAUAUUCAGAAGGAAAAGGGCACAUUUUCUGCUACGGCGGCCUUCAGGAGAGGUUCCUUAUUAGCUUGGCUAAAGGAUCACAAUCAUACGGAAGCGGCGUUGAACAAAGCGAUCGAGGAAUUUACUUUGAGUUGUGCGGGUUAUUGCGUAGCGACGUACGUUUUAGGAAUAGCUGACAGACAUUCUGACAAUAUAAUGGUUAAGAAGACUGGACAACUGUUUCAUGUCGAUUUUGGUCACAUUUUGGGUCACUUUAAGGAGAAAUUUGGAUUCAGACGUGAACGAGUACCCUUCGUUCUGACCAAUGAUUUCGUACAUGUCAUAAAUAAAGGUCAAACGAAGAAAGGGCACGCUGCCGAGUUUCAAAGAUUUCAGAAUCAUUGCGAGCAAGCCUUUUUAGUUCUGCGCCAACACGGAGGACUUAUAUUGUCUCUGUUUGCCAUGAUGAUAUCUACCGGUUUGCCUGAACUCUCGUCGGAGAAAGAUCUGAAUUAUCUUAGAGAUACCUUGGUCCUAGAAAUGUCUGAAGGCGAGGCACAAAAGCAUUUUAGAAGCAAAUUCGAUGAGGCCCUUUGCAAUUCGUGGAAAACGUCGUUGAAUUGGGCGUCGCAUAAUAUGUCCAAGAAUAACAAGACUACGUGAAUAGCAACAAUUAUCAAUAAUGUGAAAGAUUCUACGCACUUAAAAUUACUGUCACAUGACGUCAUCGAACGUUACAUCGCAUUAUAAAAUGUAAUGUUAAGACAUUGUGACACAUUUGACAAGCACAUCGCGUUUACUGCUUGUCCGAGGCUGGAGGAGUGCAAAAAAAUAAUAAUGCUGUCGUUUUCGACAGACGUCGUUAGGAUUGGAAAUCGACGACCGUAACCAGUAUUUGAGACUGUAUAAAGCGAUCAUUGCUGCUAAUAUUAGCGGACUCGUACUAUCGAAUGAUAAUUUAGUAAAAUGAUUUCUCGAGACUCAGAUACAUUCGUACGGUUUUUUAGAGCUCUACUUUGUGCAGCACAAGCAGUGUCUAUGUUCAAGUACUUUUCUUAAGGGGUUAGUGCACCUUGGAGGCCUCAAAAUCAUACCUUACUUUAGGAGGUAGUAAUUAAAAAAUAUAU